AUUUUGCAUCAACAAAUUUCGAAUAGUUAGUAUCUAAGUUUAGUUUAGAUACAUUCGCCGUCGAGUUCAAAUCACAGUUUCGUCGUAGUCUUGUCGCAAUUUAAAGCUCUAAAUAGAGAUAGAUAAAUUCUUUUGUUAUCUAUCUUCAACGUCAUUUAUUCGAAGAGUGAUUCUUAUUUUUUGCCUAAUUUGAUAAGAUAUUCGAGAUGAUAUAAAAUAAAGCCAAUAAACGAAGAAAAAAACAAAACGAUCGAUGCAAUCAAGUUUUAUAUGAGAAACUAAGAAAAAUCCACAGACUAAAGUUUUAAACUUAAAUUAAGUUAAAUGAUCUUUCAAGUAAGAACUUUUGUUUAUAAACGACGUAAUGGAAAACCUGGGAUAUAAAGAAGGCUCAACCAAGCCGCGAAGAAUAGCACGUGUUGUUACUACAGUGACUAAGAAUGAAGCUGAGCAACCGUUAUCAGAAAAUAAUUCUAGAUUUAAAACCGUUCCACCAAAUUUGAUGGUUCGAUGGCGAAAUAAUCCUGACGCAAUGCUAGAAGCCCAAUAUCCAGCAGCUGGACAAUUUGAAUACAUGGAAUGUGGACCAUCACCGCCAGCAGAAAGUGCUCCUAGCAUGUAUGAUAGCUUUGAAGAACCUGCCAGCGAGUUGAGCGUACAAAUUUGCAAUGAUACACUUCGUAUAAGCUUAAUUGAUCAGAUGAAAAGUGGCUCGGGUAGAGUACGUUUUUUGGAAGAAAUCGAACAAGGCAAUGUUGUGGCAGAAAAUAUUUCUAAACACUUUGACACCGCCUCUAAGACAGAGAAGAAUUUUAGUUUUUUAUGGGCUGCAUUUCUGAAGCGAUGGGAUUUGCUAGAAGGUCUCAUUGAAGUCGGUGCUGAUUUAAAUUUUUGCGAUGUCAAUGGAAUUUCGGCCUUGCAUUUGGCUGCUUUUAGUGGAUGUCUGUCAUCAUUAAGUUUUCUCAUUGAAAAAGGAAUGAAUGUGAAUCAGCAGCAAAAAUGUUACACUCCGCUGCACUGUGCUGCUUUUGGUAAUUCAAAAGAAGCUGCUAAGAUGCUUAUUAAUAGUGGAGCUAUCAUGACCAUAGACACCAAUAAACCAAACUGUGAGGAAUCUAUAUUGCAUUGUUCGGUAAGAGCGAAUGCUCUCGAGUGUCUCAACUUUUUCAUAUCUGAAGGAGCAGAUGUCAACUCAUUAAAACCAAAUGGAACCAACCCAAUUCACUUGGCUGCUGAUUUGGGAAACGCACAAUGUUUGGAAGCACUUCUUAGUGCUCCAAAUGCCGAUCCUAAUGUUCGCAUUUGUAUUCGAGAAAAGGAGUCAACGGCUUUACAUUUAGCUGCAGACGAGGGCAAUGUAGAGUGUGUAGAUUUGCUUUUGUCAAAAGGUGCUGAUGCAAAGCUUAAAAAUCACAGAGGAUUCACUGCUCUUCACUUGGCUGCAAGAACAUCGAGUUUAGAAUGUGUAGAGUCACUUUUGCGUAACGGUAAUGCCGAUUCGAACGCCGAAGACUUUGAUCAUCGGACUCCAUUACACGCAGCUGUAGGCAAAUCAGAAAACGCAUACGACAUUCUUGAGACACUUAUAUCAUGGGGAGCAAAUGUCAAUCACAAGGAUAUCUACGGAUUCACAGCACUUCAUUUGGCUGCAUUAGAUGGACUUGCACAGUGUGUCGAAAUGUUAAUAUUCCAUGGCGCUGAUGUAACUACAAAAUCAAAAAAAGGAACAUCUGCUUUGAAUGUGAUAACAAGAAAGACUCCCGCAUCGGUAGCUAUGAUAACACAAAAACUAGAUGCAGCCAUCACUUUACAUCACUCGCAGGAUCCAGUGAAUCGAGAGGUUGAGUUGGAGCUGGACUUUCGACAACUUCUACAACACUGUCAUCCCAGGGAAAUCAGCUAUCUAAACACAUUUGUGGAUGAAGGUCAAAAAGAGAUCCUUGAACAUCCACUUUGUUCGGCGUUCCUAUAUAUAAAGUGGGGCAAAAUUCGCAAAUAUUAUAUAGGACGACUUAUAUUUUGUUUUACAUUCGUUCUCUUCCUAACUCUGUAUGUUCUCACUGCAUUGGCACACAACUGCUAUAAUGGCAGCAAAGACGAUAACACAACUAUUCAAGCUCAGGAACUUUGUCAAAAGCAAUCUAUCCUUGGAGAUAUGCUUAGAAAUAAUCCUUUUGUCAUGGAAAUGCAAUGGUGGGUUUUAGUAGCCAUCACCAUAGUGGAAAUAUUUCGAAAAGUCUACGGGAUAACAGGAUAUUCUUCAUUUAAACAUUAUGUGAUGCAGGUGGAGAAUAUCAUGGAAUGGUUUGUCAUCACAAGUGUCUUCGUUAUUUCGUACAUCUACACCAAGCAGACAUACACUUUUCAAAACCACAUCGGGGCGUUUGCGGUCCUACUGGGUUGGACAAAUCUCAUGCUUAUGAUUGGUCAACUUCCAGUGUUCGAUGUCUAUGUGGCCAUGUAUACCCGGGUACAGGGAGAAUUUGCUAAGCUUUUCAUGGCUUAUUCGUGCAUGUUGGUUGGAUUUACUAUUAGUUUCUGUGUAAUAUUUCCAUCCUCUUCGUCUUUUGCCAAUCCAUUUAUGGGAUUUAUUUCGGUUCUGGUGAUGAUGAUCGGAGAGCAGGAUCUUUCCCUUCUCAUCAAUGAUCCAGAUGGAAAAGAUCCACCAUUUCUUCUCGAAAUUAGCGCUCAGAUAACAUUUGUUCUUUUCCUUCUAUUCGUUACGAUAAUUCUUAUGAAUCUCUUAGUUGGUAUUGCCGUUCAUGACAUACAAGGCCUCAAGAAAACAGCGGGACUUUCAAAACUUGUUCGUCAAACAAAACUAAUUUCAUACAUCGAAUCGGCGCUAUUCAAUGGAUAUCUACCUACAUGGUUACGAAAUUUGUUACACUAUACGGCCCUAGUGUCACCGCAAGCCUAUCGAGUUGUUCUAUGUGUGAAACCACUGAAUCCUAGCGAAAAACGCCUGCCUCGAGAUAUUUUAAUGAAGGCCUACGAGGCAGGCAAAGUGAGAAAACAAUUCGGACACACCAUAUCGGCAAAAAAUUCAGCAGCAACAUAUUUGUCGUAUAAGAACAAAUAUAAUAGCAAUGGCAGUCAAUCACCAGAUUAUGGAGACAUUGAAAACUCACCCAAUCUCAAUACCUUGACAACAAAAAUUGAUGACAAUGCUGAUCGUAUUGAAUUUUUAACACAAGAGGUCCAAGAACUUAAACAAGUUCUGAUACAGCAACAUCAGCAGGCGAGUAAGGUGAUAGAUAAGUUAUUAUUAGUAAUUUCUAAUCAACAAAAAAAUAAUUUAAGAAAAUGAGUUUUAUAGAAAACAGAAGUUACCAGUAUUAGAAACAAGUGUAAUAUUUUUUGUAUGAUU
Molecule: messenger RNA, 3370 nt
Organism: Episyrphus balteatus (marmalade hoverfly)
Lineage: Eukaryota; Metazoa; Arthropoda; Insecta; Diptera; Syrphidae
Gene: wtrw
Product: transient receptor potential channel pyrexia
Exons: 3
Coding region: 365-3310 (981 amino acids)
Biological process (GO): monoatomic ion transport; transmembrane transport
Cellular component (GO): membrane
Molecular function (GO): protein binding; monoatomic ion channel activity
Source: RefSeq, a predicted model, not a curated record